Messenger RNA from Trichophyton rubrum CBS 118892, 2359 nucleotides. RefSeq lists its product as uncharacterized. The transcript has a single exon. NCBI's taxonomy places the organism in Eukaryota, Fungi, Ascomycota, Eurotiomycetes, Onygenales, Arthrodermataceae. The record is from RefSeq and is a predicted model, not a curated record. The coding region runs from base 1194 to 1946 and encodes 250 amino acids.
GUCAGUCAAAGCCCCGACAUCGAUGCCGCGAUCGAGGCUGAUUAGUCAUCGUGCCCCAGUGGGUCACCUGAUUGAGCUUAGGGCAGCCUGUACGGAAACCGGAGAAAUACAAAUUCCGUUUAGACUUUAACGCUAACUCCAUCUGGCCGAAGAACAAACCAAAUUCCCUUCGUUGCACACUUAGAGGUCGUCAUCCUUAAUAUCGAUAUCAGUAAAGUGCAUUCUGAAAAAAUGAUAAGAUGAAAACUAUACCCAGGUCUUAUCCCGUCACGGUGAUUCCGUAGGCCAUUAUAUCUAUCCCGUCGGGUAAACCCGCAUCCUCACGAACAGCAUGGCAUCAUAAUAUACGAUCUUAUGGGCUGUUAUUGUUGAAUCGACAAGCCACCGUUUACGAAGCAAACAACUGAGCUCUCCUUUAUCUACAGAUGCCGUUGAGUUUUGUUUGUUUUAUUACAAAAAUCAAGUUUUGGAGCAAUACAAUAUACAAACGCCUACAUUAACUGGCAUAUCAAACGCUUGGCCUGCACUCGGGUCCAACAUCAGUUCGCACCCUCCGAUGUACAUAGACCAUAAACGGCUUCACAACCUAACUAUGGUGUAAUAAAUUACUACACAACUUGUUUCCACGGAUACCCAUGGCUGGCUAGAGAACAUUCCACGCCGGAGGUAUAGUGCUUGAGGUACUCGUUGGACUCGACGAAAGAAGGGAGAUUCCGCUGCGUCGUAAGCUGUCCAACCCCACAAGAAAUAUGCCUUCAUUUCUUUCCUCCCAGUUGGAGAUGCAUCUUUGUCACUCCGUCCAUGUUCCUACAGCACAUAGAUCAAAAGAUGCCCUUGGAGUUUCAGAACCGUUAUCAUUUUAGUGACGGUUUCAAAAGCGGGAAUUUUACGUGUAACUUAUGUUAUAGCUGCUAUUCUGAAUUAGUGAACCCAUAUUAUUCUUGCAAGGACAAGAACUUGCCCAAGGUUCUCUACACCAUAUAAAGGACACAGGCAUCGCACCCAGCCUUAUUCCUUCUCCCGUCUUCUACGAGCCACUCCUAAAGACUUCAUCCAACAAUCUAUUCGGAUCAAUAUACGGAUAACAUUUGUCUCUUUAUAUUCUUUUCAACUCACGACCAUGCAUAUGUUCGCUGGAACCAUCGCGGUAGCGUUACUAGUUGCGUCCGCAGCCGCGGCCCCUGUGGAUCAGUAUGUAUAUUAAACAAUUCAGAUUGUUGUUGAACUUCACGUACUAUACUUACAAUUAUAGGUUGUCCGUGGACAAGUUAUCUCCAAAGGCCGAGGUUGAAAAGGCUACAUACUGGGAUCUCUUAGGCAAAAGGAUCAUUGCAGAGUUGGAUCUUAUGGUCCCUCGAGGGGUACCCGCGAUGGCUAGCCAUGGUAAAGACGAUGACAAUGACAAGGACGACGACGACUAUGAUGAUGACGACGAUGACCAUCACCAUGGCGAUGAUGACCAUGACGACCAUGAUCACUGGAAAAAAGUGAAGGCACGAGGCCACAAAGACCAUGACGAUGACCAUGACGAUGACCAUGAUGAUGACCAUGACCACGACGAUGAUCACGACCAUGACCACCAUGGUAAAGGUAUGAAGGCCAGAGGCCAUAGGGACCAUGACGACCACGAUAGUCACGAUGAUGACGAUGAUGAUGACGAUGGCCAUCACCACAAGAGCAUCAAAGCAAGAGGCCAUGGAGGACACUGGGACGACGAUGAUCACGAUGACGGUCACGACGAUGACGACGAUGAUGAUCACCAUCAUCAUAGGAGCAUCAAAACUAGGGGACAUAAAGAUCAUGACCAUGAUGAUCAUGACCACGACGACCACGAUGAUGAUCAUGAUGACCACCACAGAAAGAGAUGCCUCAAGUGCAGAGGUCAUGGAGACCAUCACGAUGACCACGAUGAUGAUGACGAUGAUGACCACCAUGACGGGAAAUAAGGGAAUCAAUUCAUCGCAGAAACCCUUGAGCAUAAGCAGCUCAACUCUAGAUAUUCCGAGUUACCGCACUGUUGAUACAGCAGGCCUAAAAUUUCAAACAUAGUAUCACAAACAUUAGGCUAGCCAAGUUCAACCCAUAUUAUCGAGGCAUGGACAUUGAGGUUUUCCUCAAAAAACUACUGACUUUUCGCAUGUCCCAGUGAGCAAAUAUUAACUGUUCACGGCUUUUAAUCUUUUUAUUUCUGGUUACUUGUGAUGAAGGGGCGAAUCUUUGAACAUUCAUAAACAAGCUAUCAUCCAUUCUUUAGCUCCUAGCUGGUAAAUAGCUAAAAUUCAUCACAUCCUUCUAUUCCUAUGUUCGAUUCAAAUACAGCACGAAUUAUCACUAAUCACAAAAGAGCUUGAUAAUAUCU